Solea solea (common sole) is the source of this 2805-nucleotide messenger RNA. RefSeq names its product protocadherin gamma-A11-like. Gene Ontology annotation, biological process: homophilic cell-cell adhesion. The transcript has a single exon. Gene Ontology annotation, molecular function: calcium ion binding. NCBI's taxonomy places the organism in Eukaryota, Metazoa, Chordata, Actinopteri, Pleuronectiformes, Soleidae. Bases 155 to 2617 code for a protein of 820 amino acids. The record is from RefSeq and is a predicted model, not a curated record. Gene Ontology annotation, cellular component: plasma membrane.
UGCCUGUUUUUUUCCAUUCAUGAAGGUUUUCGGUGAGCGCAGUCUUACUGAUUUGCACGUAAACUGGAAGACACUAAUCAAUCGGAACAAACUUCGCCGUGAUAUUGAUCGGAUAUUUUCGUAAAGAAAAACCUUUUGGAGUCUUUAUUUUCAAAUGGCACCUCGAAGAUCUUUACCUCACUUAUCCCUGAGACGGCGUUUGUUUCAUGCACUGCCACGACAAAUAGGACUGCUUAUGUUGCUGCUUCACAUUGUUAAAAUGGUAGAUGGGCAAAUUCGUUAUUCUAUUCCAGAAGAGAUGAAGAAAGGCUCCGUCAUUGGUAAUGUGGCGCAAGAUCUGGGUUUGGAUCUGAGAAGGCUCCGCUCUGGGCGAGCCCGUAUCGUGACUGCAGAAAACGUCCAUUACGCCGAGCUGAAGACAGACAAAGGGAUUCUCGUCGUACACGAGAGAAUAGACCGAGAGCAGCUUUGUGGAGACAUAACACCGUGCAGUUUCAGCUUUGAAGUGAUUUUAGAAAAUCCGAUGGAAUUGCACCGAAUAACUGUCGAGGUUUUGGAUAUAAACGAUCACGCUCCUGUCUUCCAAAACAAAGACAACCCUAUCCGUUUGGAAAUAAGUGAAUCGGCGGCUGUCGGGGUACUGUUUCCACUGCAGAGUGCGGAGGAUCUUGAUGUGGGACAGAACGCGUUGCAGAAUUAUGUUUUGUCGCCAAACGACAAUUUUAUUUUGAAGCAACAUGCAAAUCCAGACGGAAGUAAAUAUGUUGAAAUGGUGCUUCAGAAGCCUUUAGAUAGAGAACAACAUGCCCGUUUGUCUUUGAAAUUAAUAGCAGUGGACGGAGGAACACCACAGAGAUCUGGUACAAUUAAUAUAGAUGUUACUGUACUAGAUGCCAAUGACAAUGUUCCAGUUUUUAAUCAGUCAGUGUAUAAAGCGUCUGUGAUGGAAAGCACAAUCAAAGGCACCCAUAUACUAACCGUAAAUGCCACAGAUGCUGACGGUGGUUCAAAUGGAGUUGUCUUUUACAGUUUGUCUCGGAUGAAAGGAAGUAGAGCAGAUAUUUUCAAUAUUGAUGAACACAAGGGCACGAUUUCUGUUUCUGGAGAAAUAGAUUACGAGAAAGACAGAAAAUAUGAGGUAAGAGUCGAGGCAAAAGAUCAGGGUGGUUUGACUGGGACAAGUAAGGUUAUAUUCGAGGUCAUUGAUGUGAAUGACAACGCCCCAGUUAUAAAUAUUAUGUCGUUUUUGAGCCCGGUAUCUGAGGAUGCACCCCCUGGAACAACCGUGGCUAUUUUGAAUAUUAAAGAUGCAGACUCUGAGAAAAAUGGGCGAAUAAAAUGUUCAAUUGACGAUAAUCUCCCUUUUAAAAUCGAGUCAUCUUUAACGAACUACUAUAAUUUAAUCUCAGAUCAAAACUUUGAUCGAGAAUCCGUGUCAGAAUAUAACAUAACAAUAACAGCUAUGGAUUUUGGGUCUCCUCCCCUUUUGAGCUCAACAAAAUUACAUUUGAAAAUAUCUGACGUAAAUGACAAUGCACCCCUAUUUGACAAAAACGGCUACUCCGCUCAAAUCACAGAGAAUAAUUCUCCUGGAGCUUCGAUAUUUGCUGUCUGUGCGAGAGACUCUGACUGGAAUCAAAACGCCAGAAUCUCGUAUCUUCUAGAAGAUAGUCAGGUUAAUGGAAGCCCAGUCUCUUCUUACGUGUCCUUAAACUCUGAAACUGGAGUUCUUAGUGCGGUUCGCCCCUUCGAUUAUGAGCAAAUGAAACAGAUUGAGUUGGUGGUCAAAGCUCAGGAUGGAGGUUCUCCUCCACUCAGCAGUAAUGUGACUGUAAAAAUACUGAUCCAGGACCAGAACGACAACCCUCCACAGGUUCUGUACCCAGUCCAGACUGGUGGCUCUGUGGUGGGUGAGAUGGUGCCUCGUUCAGCAGAUGUGGGCUAUCUGGUCUCUAAAGUGGUGGCUGUUGAUGUGGACUCUGGACAGAAUGCCUGGCUCUCCUAUAAACUCCAGAAAGCCACAGACAGGGCGCUGUUUGAAGUGGGCUUACAGAAUGGAGAAAUAAGAACUAUUCGCCAAGUGACUGAUAAAGAUCCUGUCAACCAAAAACUGACUGUAAUGGUGGAGGACAACGGGCAGCCCUCUCGUUCAGUUACAGUCAUUGUUAACGUGGCGGUGGCGGACAGCUUCUCUGAAGUGAUGUCGGAGUUCACUGACUUUAAACAGGACAAGGAGUACAAUGACAACCUGACUCUUUACUUAGUGUUGGCUCUGGCUGUAGUUUCCUUCCUCUUCAUCACGUGUUUAGUGGUUAUUAUCUCAGUGAAAAUCUACAGAUGGAGACAGUCUCGCGUCCUGUAUCACUCCAAUCUCCCUGUGAUUCCAUAUUAUCCACCACGUUACUCAGACACUUUGGGUGGGACAGGGACUCUCCAACACGUGUACAAUUACGAAGUGUGCAGGACGACUGACUCCAGAAAGAGUGACUGUAAGUUCGGCAGAGCUGGUAGUCAGAACGUGCUGAUCAUGGACCCCAGUUCUACAGGGACGAUGCAGCGGAUACAGAGUGAAAAGAGCAUCCUGGAUGAACCAGACUCUCCUAUAGAGGUUAGUUAAGUGAUGUACUCUCGACUCAUGACUGUGAUUUUGGUUUUGAUUGUAAAUUACUUCACAUCAUGGUCUCAUUUUCAAAACCACGGACAGUGUUUAACUUUGCAUCGCUUACUGAGAUUGUUUUCUCCGUAGAUACAUUUACAUAUUAAUUGUUGCUUAACGUGGGAUUUGUACUUCUGUUUUUGAUUUGU